This is a messenger RNA of Parnassius apollo (apollo), 2838 nucleotides long. NCBI's taxonomy places the organism in Eukaryota, Metazoa, Arthropoda, Insecta, Lepidoptera, Papilionidae. The record is from the annotation of a GenBank genome assembly.
AUGCUGGCAUGGUGUGUGGUGCACGGGGCGCGUGUCUCACCUGGCGUGCUGGAAGGCGGUGUGGUGCACGGGGCGCGUGUCUCACCUGGCGUGCUGGCAGGCGGUGUUGUGCACGAGGCGCGUGUCUCACCUGGUGUGCUGGCAGGCGCUGUGGUGCACGGGGCGCGUGUCUCACCUGGUGUGCUGGCAGGUGCUGUGGUGCAAGGGGUGCGUGUCUCACCUGGCGUGCUGGCAGGCGGUGUGGUGCACGGGGCGCGUGUCUCACCUGGUGUGCUGGCAGGCGCUGUGGUGCACGGGGCGCAUGUCUCACCUGGCGUGCUGGCAGGCGCUGUGGUGCACGGGGCGCGUGUCUCACCUGGUGUGCUGGCAGGCGCUGUGGUGCACGGGGCACGUGUCUCACCUGGCGUGCUGGCAGGCGCUGUUGUGCACGGGGCGCGUGUCUCACCUGGCGUGCUGGCAGGCGCUGUGGUGCACGGGGCGCAUGUCUCACCUGGCGUGCUGGCAGGCGCUGUGGUGCACGGGGCGCGUGUCUCACCUGGUGUGCUGGCAGGCACUGUGGUGCACGGGGCACGUGUCUCACCUGGCGUGCUGGCAGGCGGUGUGGUGCACGGGGCGCGUGUCUCACCUGGCGUGCUGGCAGGCGCUGUGGUGCACGAGGCGCAUGUCUCACCUGGCGUGCUGGCAGGCGCUGUGGUGCACGGGGCGCGUGUCUCACCUGGUGUGCUCGCAGGCACUGUGGUGCACGGGGCGCGUGUUUCACCUGGCGUGCUGGCAGGCGGAGUGGUGCACGGGGCGCGUGUCUCACCUGGCGUGCUGGCAGGCGGUGUGGUGCACGGGGCGCGUGUCUCACCUGGCGUGCUGGCAGGCGGUGUGGUGCACGGGGCACGUGUCUCACCUGGCGUGCUGGCAGGCGGUGUGGUGCACGGAACGCGUGUCUCACCUGGCGUGCUGGAAGGCGCUGUUGUGGACGGGACGCGUGUCUCUUCUGGCGUGCUGACAGGCAGUGUGGUGCACGGGGCGCGUGUCUCACCUGGCGUGCCUGCAGGCGCUGUGGUGCACGGGGCGCGUGUCUCACCUGGCGUGCUGGCAGACGCUGUGGUUCACGAGGCGCGCGCUGUGGUGCACGGGGCGCGUGUCCCUCCUGGCGUGCUGGCAGACGGUGUGGUGCACGGGGCGCGUUUCUCACGUGGCGUGCUGGCAGGCGCUGUGGUGCACGGGGCAAGUGUCUCACCUGGUGUACUGGCAGGCGGAGUGGUGCACGGGGCGCGUGUCUCACCUGGUGUGCUGGCAGGCGCUGUGGUGCACGGGGCGCGUAUCUCACCUGGCGUGCUGGCAGGCGCUGUGGUGCACGGGGCGCGUGUCUCACCUGGCGUGCUGGCAGGCGCUUUAGUGCACGGAGCGCGUGUCUCACCUGGCGUGCUGGAAGGCGGUGUAGCACACCGGGCGCGUUUCUCAUCUGGCGUGCUGGCAGGCGGUGUGGUGCACGGGGCGCGUGUCUCACCUGGCGUGCUGGCAGGCGCUGUGGUGCACGGGGCGCGUGUCUCACCUGGCGUGCUAGCAGGCGCUGUGGUGCACGGAACGCGUGUCUCACCUGGCGUGCUGGCAGGCGCUGUUGUGGUACACGGGACACGUGUCUCUCCUGGCGUGCUGACAGGCGGUGUGGUGCACGGGGCGCGUGUCUCACCUGGUGUGCCUGCAGGCGCUGUGGUGCACGGGGCGCGUGUCUCACAUGGCGUGCUGGCAGGCGGUGUGGUACACGAGGCGCGUGUCUCACCUGGCGUGCUGGCAGGCGGUUUGGUGCACGGGGGGCGUGUCUCACCUGGCGUGCUGGCAGGCGCUGUGGUGCACGGGGCGCGUGUCCCACCUGGCGUGCUGGCAGACGGUGUGGUGCACGGGGCGCGUUUCUCACCUGGCGUGCUGGCAGGCGGUGUGGUGCACGGGGCAAGUGUCUCACCUGGUGUGCUGGCAGGCGGAGUGGUGCACGGGGCGCGUGUCUCACCUGGCGUGCUGGCAGGCAGUGUGGUGCACGGGGCGCGUGUCUCACCUGGCGUGCUGGCAGGCGCUGUGGUGCACGGGGCGCGUGUCUCACCUGGCGUGCUGGCAGGCGCUUUAGUGCACGGAGCGCGUGUCUCACCUGGCGUGCUGGAAGGCGGUGUGGCACACCGGGCGCGUUUCUCACCUGGCGUGCUGGCAGGCGGUGUGGUACACCGGGCGCGUGUCUCACCUGGCGUGCUGGCAGGCGGUGUGGUGCACGGGGCACGUGUCUCACCUGGCGUGCUGGAAGGCGGUGUAGCACACGGGGCGCGUUUCUCACCUGGCGUGCUGGCCGGCGGUGUGGUGCACGGGGCGCGUGUCUCACCUGGCGUGCUGGCAGGCGCUGUGGUGCACCGGGCGCGUGUCUCACCUGGCGUGUUGGCAGGCGGUGUUGUACACGGGGCGCGUGUCUCACCUGGCGUGCUGGCAGGUGGUGUGGUACACCGGGCGCGUGUCUCAUCUGGUGUGCUGGCAGGCGGUGUGGUGCACGGGGCGCGUGUCUCACCUGGUGUGCUGGCAGGCGGAGUGGUGCACGGGGCGCGUGUCUCACCUGGCGUGCUGGCAGGCGCUGUGAUGCACGGGGCGCGUGUCUCACCUGGCGUGUUGGCAGGCGGUGUGGUGCACCGGGCACUUGUGUCACCUGGCGUGUUCGCAGGCGGUGUGGUACACCGGGCGCGUGUGUCACUUGGCGUACUGGCAGGUGGUGUGGUACACCGGGCACGUGUCUCACCUGGCGUGCUGGCAGGCGGUGUGGUGCACGGGCUGGGUGCAGGCGGUGCCGCAGCCUGUAGGGCAGCAACGUAG